Messenger RNA from Clarias gariepinus (North African catfish), 624 nucleotides. RefSeq names its product potassium voltage-gated channel subfamily E member 1. Bases 115 to 504 code for a protein of 129 amino acids. The record is from RefSeq and is a predicted model, not a curated record. The transcript has a single exon. Gene Ontology annotation, molecular function: delayed rectifier potassium channel activity; transmembrane transporter binding; potassium channel regulator activity. Gene Ontology annotation, cellular component: membrane. Lineage: Eukaryota; Metazoa; Chordata; Actinopteri; Siluriformes; Clariidae. Gene Ontology annotation, biological process: regulation of heart rate by cardiac conduction; potassium ion export across plasma membrane; regulation of ventricular cardiac muscle cell membrane repolarization.
UCAGAAAUUUCAUUUGAUACGUUUCCUGACAUUGAACUGAAAAUAAUUUAAGUGCUGUAUUCAAAAGCAAAAUCAACUCAUGGUUUUCUUUUUUUAUAAAUAGCAAGGGCGAAUAUGCUACCACAAAAUCGUUCAGAUGUGCAAUCUCUCCUGCUCUCCUUGCUUCAGCAUUAUCUUAAUGAAACCUGGAAAUUUCCAGCAGUUGCUCUGCCUCCUUCUGUUCACCAGCCAGCUAAGCCUUUCAGUGCAGUGCCAAUUCAAGCGCAAAACCAAGGAUUCAUCUACAUUUUACUGAUGGUCGGGCUCUUCAGCUUUUUCACCUUCGGCAUUAUGUUCAGUUACAUCCGCUCUAAAAAGCUGGAGAAUUCGCAGGAUCCAUACCACCAGUACAUAGCCAGAGACUGGGCGAGUGUGUUGGCUCCAUCUGCAGUCAUAACACGGGCUCUCAAAAAGGAAUCUGUGGUUAUUGGAAACCCUGCAGCCCUGGAGCACUUACCAGGAUGACAUGGAAAGAAACUGGGGCAAUAAACAUGGAUAACCGAUGAUUAUUGCUCUGUGGAAAAAUAAAAAUGCUUUUAAAGUAAUUAGAAGGUCAAACUAAUCAAAAGAUUAAAUUGUACAUUU